AUGGAGACCCUUUUUGUUGUUGAGCAGCAUAAGAACCAAUACUACAACAGGUCCAAGUCACAGGGCCAUGCUCGAUUUGGGGGUUCACCUUCCAGGGGCUUUAGGGAUAUCAAUUGCAGGACUUUUGAGUCUGGGAGGACAGGUAUAUUGCCAACUCCUUUGAAAUCUAAUGGUUCUCCUAAAACACCACCUAACUCUGAUAACAAAACGCUUGGGAAAGGAAAAGUUACUCCUAAGAGCACCCCAAUUCCAAUCAAUGGUAUAGCUUCUCGGAAAGAGAGUGAAGAUGUCCAUGGUGGUGUAGAUCUUUUGCUUUCUGAGUUAUGGGCUGGUCCUACCUACUCAAAUUCUCCACCUCCUAGUUCUUUGCCGAUUCCAAAGUUUUCUGUCAGACCAAAGAGGACUGUGUCUCUUGAUCUUCCUGGCUCCUCCCCUGAGAUUGAAAUGCGCCCGCGCCCGGUGGCUAAAUCCGCACCCUCCUCUCCAGGCCGGGAGCAUUUGGAUUUGCCUUUUACAAGGGAUCUCUUUAUUAAUGCUGAUUCUGCUACGAAGACCCUGUGCCGGAUUCUUAAUCUUAACAUCAAUGACGACUGA
Messenger RNA from Sphenostylis stenocarpa, 594 nucleotides. NCBI's taxonomy places the organism in Eukaryota, Viridiplantae, Streptophyta, Magnoliopsida, Fabales, Fabaceae. The record is from the annotation of a GenBank genome assembly.